AUGAAUGAACGUUACAAGCAGCUAUUCUACUCAAGCAUCAUCCUAUUUUCUUCAUAUUUCUCGUAUGACAUUCCAGCGGCCCUCAACAAAAACAUACAUCUGGGUGAUUCCAAGUUUACAUCGUACGAAAUCACGGUCCUGUACUCGGUGUACGCCUUUCCAAACAUAUUCGUUCCCCUUAUCUUUACGUUUGUGACCGAGUACUCGGAGAGCAGUUUGAACAUAUUUCUCUCGUUCCUGGUUCUUGUGGGGCAGUGCGUUUUUACCCUGGGAAUCUUCAAAGGACUGUUCUAUGUCGCUGUGCUCGGUAGGCUGCUCUUCGGAAUAGGAAACGAAACCCUUUUUGUGAUUCAGAGUAAGCUUAUAACAACAAGUUUUAAGGGACGUGAGCUUGCAUUCGCACUAGCCUUGUUCACAUCGCUUGGUAGGUUGGGCAUCGUAUUCAACUUUCUGAUAACACCAUACCUUGCCAAGAGGUACAACGCAACUGUUCCGUCUGUGAUCGGGCUCUUUCUAAUUCUUGUGGGCUUAGUGCUCAAUCUAAUGGCAAAGCGACGGCCAUUACAGAUUUAUCACGCUGAUUUGAACAUUGGUGAGCCAGUGCGCGUGCACAACACGGACAAAACGGUGGUGGUUGUGCCAGAUGUUGAACAUGCACCGGCCGUGCAUCUUCCAGAAUUUGUGGCGAGUGGGUGCUUUUUUGGGGAUGAAGCGAAUGUAUGGAACGAAGAGUGCCUGAUGGACUCUAAACCUAUGAAACUACCGUGCAGAACAGAGCCAUCCACGUUUUUUAAGAACAGCGGAAGUAGAAAUGCGGCGUAUCGUAAGAUUAAAGAUGGAUCAAAGGAACGGUCCUGUUUUGUGAGCGAUGAGAACUACGAAAAUUUGUGGAGUGGUGGGGAUGACCUUCUGAACGAGAAUGAGGGUAUGGUUUCGGCAGGCGCAAGUAGUGUUAUGACUGAGAAUGAUCACAAGGACGACCGCACGAUGAACGCAAGCCAUAACGGAUCUGUUAUCAACCAACCUAUCCAUGGAACCAUAAUCGAUGAACACCUUGAAAGAUCUAACAUUGGUCACAACCACACCACCUACAGCAACAACGAUGCACUUGUCAUAAACCAAACCGUUGAGAACAGGACGUGUGAUAUCACCGGCAUGACGGUUUCAGAAAAAGGAAAAAGAACCGUUUUUACUUCGCAGAAUGCGCUAAAAAAGCACCGCAUUUCGUUCGAUGAUAUCACCGAUUUGGACCACUCCCCCGUCAUCUCAACACCGCCGGGAAAAACUGCCGACAAGCAGAGCAUCAAUCCGUAUUUCAGCAUGCUUGUUCUGAUUGCAUUCUUAUCCGCAUCUGUUUGGGCACCUUUCUACAACUUAGGCCCUCUUCUGUUCCAAAAACGCUACGGCUAUACGAGAGAGGUAUCGGCAUCCAUGAUGGGUCUUUUAGAAAUAAUCCAAAUGUUCACCAUCGUCGUAAUCGGCUUACUGUCCGAUCUUACGGGCAUAAAACUGCUAUUUGUUGCAUUUGGUGCGCUCCUCCUUAUGUUUUCACAUGUCUGUAUUUACCUCAAUUACAACAUAAUUGCCAUUAUUUGCACCCUAGGCAUAGCAGGCCCGCUGCAUUCCUGUUAUUGGCCGUGCGUGAUCAACUUAGCAUCUCAGGAACAGCUGUCCCUAGCAUUUGCUAUAAUUUCCAGUUUUCUCAACCUUUCCUUUACAGUCAGUCCGUUGCUCGCAUCCUACCUGUUGCAAAUUGACAACACGUUCAGGCUCAUAGAGGGUGUUUCCAUUAUUUUUGCCAUACUUACAUUUAUAAUGGUGGUUAUGCUUAAUUUUAUAGAUUUCAAGAAGAAACUAGGAAUGAAUAGGAAGGUUAAAUGCUAACGUACACGAUUUUGGUUAUUUAUCCUAUCAUGGCGGUUUACCUAUGUAUGAGGGA
This is a messenger RNA of Vavraia culicis subsp. floridensis, 1939 nucleotides long. RefSeq lists its product as uncharacterized. The record is from RefSeq and is a predicted model, not a curated record. The transcript has a single exon. Gene Ontology annotation, molecular function: transmembrane transporter activity. Lineage: Eukaryota; Fungi; Microsporidia; Pleistophoridae. Gene Ontology annotation, biological process: transmembrane transport. Bases 1 to 1884 code for a protein of 627 amino acids.